This is a messenger RNA of Oppia nitens, 1555 nucleotides long. RefSeq names its product UDP-glucuronic acid decarboxylase 1-like. Lineage: Eukaryota; Metazoa; Arthropoda; Arachnida; Sarcoptiformes; Oppiidae. Gene Ontology annotation, cellular component: cytoplasm. The record is from RefSeq and is a predicted model, not a curated record. Gene Ontology annotation, molecular function: UDP-glucuronate decarboxylase activity; NAD+ binding. The transcript is spliced from 2 exons. Bases 231 to 1457 code for a protein of 408 amino acids. Gene Ontology annotation, biological process: D-xylose metabolic process.
AAUGUCCACUGUUUUGAAAACAUUGUUUUGAAAGUAAUUUCAAUCGAAAUAUUAAAAUCAAUGUAAUGUUAAUAAUGAUUGAAAUGAUUGAGUGAUUUAGCAUUUAAUUCAAUGAAAUGACAAUAGAAUGCAAACUAUUUGUUAAACAUAUAUUAAAUGACUAUUAGUUUAUCACUUAAUAGACAACAAAUGAGUGAAACAUAUUAUAACUGUUUAUUUGAAACCCAGUUAUGAAAAGAUUGAAUCGAUUUGUUAUCAAUAAGAUGUCACUAAUAUAUACAUUACUGUCCAUUAUAUCACUGGCUUUCGUGUUGUCCACAUAUAACCAUUUGGUUAACUCAGUUGAAGACGACUUGUCAUUUGAAAACCAAAAUCUUAAGACAAAAUUGAAAGAUUUAGAGAAAAGAGUGACCACUUUGGAGCAAAAUGUUGGCCAUAAGUAUCCCGAAGUGAAACACUUGUCAUACGCUGAUCGCCGGCGUAUUUUAGUGACCGGUGGCGCCGGCUUUGUCGGCUCACAUCUUGUGGACAGACUUAUGAUCAAUGGUCAUGAAGUGACUGUUGUGGACAACUUUUUUACGGGUCGUAAAAGAAAUGUUGAACAUUGGUUUGGACACAAAAAUUUUGAACUGAUUCAUCACGAUAUUGUCAAUCCAUUGUAUAUAGAAGUGGAUCAGAUAUAUCAUUUGGCUUCACCGGCAUCUCCACCACAUUAUAUGUUUAAUCCCGUGAAAACUAUUAAGACAAAUACCGUCGGUACUAUAAAUAUGUUAGGUUUGGCCAAACGUGUCGGCGCUAAGGUAUUAGUUGCCUCUACUUCCGAAGUGUAUGGCGAUCCAGAAGUGCAUCCUCAGAGUGAAGAGUAUUGGGGACACGUGAACCCAAUUGGUCCGCGUUCUUGUUAUGAUGAGGGCAAACGUGUAGCUGAAUCACUGUCAUAUGCUUACGCUAAACAAGAGAAUGUAUCGGUAAGAGUGGCCAGAAUUUUCAAUACUUAUGGCCCGAGAAUGCAUAUCAACGACGGCCGAGUUGUUUCCAAUUUUAUUUCUCAAUCACUUCAAAACCACUCAAUAACUGUUUACGGAUCGGGUCGACAAACCCGUUCCUUUCAAUACGUUACUGAUUUAAUUGAUGGACUUAUUGAACUCAUGAAUAACAACAUAACACUUCCCGUUAAUUUAGGCAAUCCUGAAGAAUAUACAAUCGAUGAAUUUGCUUCUGUGAUCAAACAUUUAGUGGGAAUUACAAGUAGUGAUAUAGUUUAUAAAGACAGUGUAGAGGAUGACCCUCAGCGUCGUAAACCUGAUAUAUCUCGUGCCAUAAAAUAUCUUAAUUGGUUUCCAAAAGUGUCACUUAAAGAGGGACUUAAACGGACUAUUGAUUAUUUUAGACAAGAGUUGCUUCACGCAAAUGCUCAAGAAGUUGAUUCACUUCAGUUUAAUCAUAUGUUUGCUUAAAAUUUUUAUUUUAAAUGUUAUGAUUUUAAUAUCAUGUUAGCGGUGAACAAAAAAACACUAAAAGAUAUGUUAUGUUUGACUAUUAUUCAAAUACCAGA